GUUCAUUAAACGCCAUUUUACAGCUCACCAUAUUGGUGUGAUCAGCGUGUAACUUGGUCAUGGGGCCGUCAGAUGCACAUUCUCAAUGAUGGACGUAGUUCUUUAGGUUACCUUACACAAGGCAACAAUUGGUGCCCCGUGUGAGGACGUCCUGAGAGUGAGUGUGCGACGGCUAACCGCGAGACGGACGCGAAUCCUACGGUUAGAUCCCGUGGAAGCGCCGGAGGGGCGAUAUAUUGGCUGCAGCUACUGAUUAUCCUGCGGUAAGACCGUGGAAGACCGUGGGACUUUGGGCCCGGGUAUAUAUACAAAGGGUGCGAGGACGUACGGUGUCGAGCACCAGAAAAAACAUGGAUUCCGUCACAAAGGUACUAUUACGGGUUUGUAAAACCCACUGCGGUAGGAAUGCUCCUUCUAAGAAGGAGAUUGUUGCCGUUAUUACUUUUUUGCAGGAAGCGGAGCUUUCACCCUCCCCUUGUAAUUUGCUCGAUUCGGAGCGGUGGGAAUCUUUCACCGCUGCCCUGCUCCUAAGAGCAACAAACGAUUAUAAGGCGGAGGAGUUAAAAACCUGGGUUUUGGUCCUGGGUGCGCUUAAAGCGGCUAAGGAGGAGAAAAAGAUCCAGGCAGUCGCGAAUGGGGUUUUUGGGGUGGGUUCCGGGACGUCUGGGGUCCCGGAGGGUGCGGAGGAACCGCUCCCUUGCGGCGACUCCGUACCCAAGAUGGCGCCGACCACGCCGGCCGUUUUCACAAUGGCCAUGGCGGCGCCCGAAACAACUCCGGAAGGGAUGGCGGAAGUUGCCUCAUCUGGGGAGGCGCCGCCAUAUUAUCCCCGCCUAUACCCCUGUUUGCAGAGCUUUCGUUCACCUGAGGGGGGUGGGUCCUGUCCGAGGGAGGGAGAGUCAUGGGGGGAGGCGCGCCGUGGAGGCGUUAAGCCACCCCUAGACCCGCCCCCGGAGGAGGGACCUCAUCCCGCGAAAGGGGAGGAACGAAAGGUACUGCCUGCCCCUACCCCUUUGGUUUCGCCUCCCGAGGAGGGGGAGGAGAAAGGGGAGGAACAAAAGGUACUGUCUGCCUUCACCCCGUCGGUUUCGUCUCCCGCGAAGGGGGAGGAGAAAGGGGAGGAACGGAAGGAAUUGCCUGUCCCCACCCAGUCGGUCGUGGUUCCCCGGAGGAGGGGGGAGAAGUGGGAGGAGCGAGAGAUAUCGCGUAAGCCCACUGAUUGGACUGACAUUUGCGAUACAAUGCGAGAGGUGGGGCUCAAGGAGCGGGACUGGGCGGUGUUCCCAAUUGUAGUCAAACAGGAGGGACCGGUUUGGGUACCUUUGGAAGCAAAAGCAGUUGCUCGGUUUAUAGAGGCGAUUGACAAAAAGGGAUUGAGAUCCCCGAUGACAAUGAGUGCCUUUGAGGCUCUCGUAGCCCCAGGUCCCCUACUCCCAUAUGAUAUUGAAAGCCUUAUGAGAGUAGCCCUCGAACCAGUACAGUUUACUGUGUGGAAGGAGGAGUGGAUAAUACAACUCAAAGCUGUUUUAGCACAGGCUGCGCGCGAUCCACAGCACCCUGCUAAUGGGAGGGAGGGGGAACCGAGAACUGAUAUAAUGAGGCUUUCGGGAGUAACUGCGGAAAUGGCUGGGUCCCCAGAGAGACAGCUUAGGCUCCUGCGCCCAGGGGAAUUGCUUUCCACUACAGGGGCGGCUGCUACUGCCUUUAGAAACUUUAUAAGAAAGGCAGACCUGAGCCCCGUGGUCAGAGAUUGCUCAGGGUCCCUCAGAGUCAUUCUCUGA
Messenger RNA from Coturnix japonica (Japanese quail), 1781 nucleotides. RefSeq lists its product as uncharacterized. Lineage: Eukaryota; Metazoa; Chordata; Aves; Galliformes; Phasianidae. Gene Ontology annotation, molecular function: zinc ion binding; nucleic acid binding. Gene Ontology annotation, biological process: viral process. The record is from RefSeq and is a predicted model, not a curated record.